Molecule: messenger RNA, 1055 nt
Organism: Siniperca chuatsi (mandarin fish)
Lineage: Eukaryota; Metazoa; Chordata; Actinopteri; Centrarchiformes; Sinipercidae
Gene: oip5
Product: opa interacting protein 5
Exons: 5
Coding region: 565-897 (110 amino acids)
Biological process (GO): CENP-A containing chromatin assembly; chromosome segregation
Cellular component (GO): nucleus; chromosome, centromeric region; chromatin
Source: RefSeq, a predicted model, not a curated record
UUUCGCCGCUUAAGAUGAAUAAAAAAAUCAUUAUUUUGGCAUACGCAUAUUUAGCAUCCACUUGUUUUAUUAUGUGAAAUGUUUACAACGAAUGUUCUUUAGCAGUAAAUCGGCAUUUCUCCAAUUACUCCAGAUGGUGGCAGUGUUACACCGAGCAAACUGACGUCACGGCGCGCCGAGGUUAAACAAGGAAGAGACAUCUUGCUUUCUGAUCCUUCAAAUUCACAAGCGGGACAACUAGCUAGCUAGGCUGCCUAAAACUUCAAUUAAAAUGGAAUUUGACGAGAGCCUCUUAAUCCAACGUACCGGCAAUGUAAAGGUGGCCACAGAGGCAGAGCACAAACAGCGGAUGACUUUCCACUGUCAGAAGUGCAACACUGUUUUGGGGGACUCCCUCGGCGUCUGUGGGGAGAUUAAAUGUAUGGACUCUAUCAUGUGUCUAAGGCUACUGUACCCUUCCCGCAUGGGUGGUAACUACAUGCUUCAUCCCAAUAUGAUAUUAAUCACUACCUUGCUGCUUUUCUCCCUUCAGUAGUAACCAAUGAUGUGGUCAUCGGUGACGCAAUGGAAUCAGGACAUAAAGGGGAAAUGGCUAAUUGCAUCUACAGUUCUCUGAAAUGUCGCGGCUGCCACUCUGCUGUGGGGAAAGUUAUUCACUCGGCCCCGUCGCGUUUGGCCAUGGCUCGCUCCAUCUUUCUCCUCUACAAAGCAAACAUCAGUUGUUACAUCCUCAACAGCAGCUCAAUGGUGAAAGCAUCCACACUUACAUUUGAUCUGAAGCCCUUCAGAGAAAGCAUGAAUGAGGUGAGACAGCAGUUUGAAGCACAGUUGGAUCAGAUGGCACACAUUAAGAGCAGACUGGCCGACAGGAGUGUUACCAGUGAAUUGGACAUUUAGUGUUCACAAGCAAUCAAGACUGUACCUAGUCCUGGGAAUAGGGACCAUGUGUUCACCAAUCUGCUCUCCAAUCCCUCUUCUAGUUUGUGUUGUAAUUUGUUGUUUUUUCCCCACACAUGUUUGGUGUUUCCAUUAAAGGUUUUUUGGUGAUGCAGGCA